Engraulis encrasicolus (European anchovy) is the source of this 1886-nucleotide messenger RNA. RefSeq names its product D-aspartate oxidase (gene ddo). Bases 98 to 1117 code for a protein of 339 amino acids. The record is from RefSeq and is a predicted model, not a curated record. NCBI's taxonomy places the organism in Eukaryota, Metazoa, Chordata, Actinopteri, Clupeiformes, Engraulidae. Gene Ontology annotation, molecular function: D-aspartate oxidase activity; FAD binding. Gene Ontology annotation, biological process: D-amino acid catabolic process; L-aspartate catabolic process. The transcript is spliced from 4 exons. Gene Ontology annotation, cellular component: cytoplasm.
AACAUAAUGUGCUUGCAUUUUGCCACUCUCACCAGCUGAUGGCAGCAUGCCCGAUAUCUGUUGCGCCUGGCACGGUGCGGCAUAGGACAACAUAAUAAUGCAACCGGUGAAAGUGGUGGUCGUCGGCGCAGGGGUUGUGGGUCUGUCCACAGCCGUGUGCAUCGCGGAGUCUCUAUCCCAUUGCUCCGUCACAGUUAUUGGAGAAACAUUCAGCCCUGACACCGUCAGCGAUGGGGCAGCGGGCAUCCUGUUCGCCUCUCAGUUUCCAGGCAUUCCGUUGGAGCGGCAGCGCCGUUGGUUUAAGGACAGCAUUGACCAUCUGCUGGCCAUUGCGCAGUCCCCUAUCUGUGCGGAGACGGGAGUCUUCCUGAGCUCAGGGUGCCAGGUGUUUAAGGAGGUUCCGGUUGACACCCGGCCGUACUGGGCAGAAUAUGUCCUGGGCUUCCGUACCCUCACUGACCAGGAGAUGAAGCGUUUUCCACACCACAAGUUUGGCCAGGCCUUCACAACGGUCAAGUGUGAAUGCACCACCUACCUCCCCUGGCUGCAGAAAAGGUUCUUGAAAGCUGGUGGAGAGAUCCAGCAAGGGAAGGUGUCUGAUCUCCAUCACCUGGCCGACACCUACGACGUCAUCGUCAACUGCUCAGGCCUCGGGGCUCUCUCCCUGGCGGGGGACACCGCAGUCUACCCUGUGCGCGGCCAGAUCCUCAAGUUCCACGCCCCCUGGGUGAAGAACUUCAUCCGCGACGGAGACGGCCUCACCUACAUCUACCCCGGCGUGAACAGCCUGACCCUGGGAGGGACGCGGCAGGCCGGCAACUGGAGCCUGGAGGUGAGCGCGGCCGAUCGGGAGGGCAUCCUCGAGCGCUGCUUCCGCCUGGACCCCAGCCUCCGCAGCGGCCAGGUGGUGGGGGAGUGGGUGGGGCUGCGGCCCAGCAGGGAGAACCCGCGCCUGGAGGUGGAGCAGCUGAGGACUGCGGGGGGCAGAGAGGUCCCCGUGGUGCACAACUACGGCCACGGGGGCUGGGGGGUCACGUUAGCCUGGGGGGCGGCACUGGAUGCUCUGGGGCUGGUGAGACAGGCCCUGUAUCGGCACCCGCCUAGGGCCAGGCUGUGAAAAGCAUUCGCUUAAACGCCUAGGGCCAGGUUGUGAAAACAAGCAUACACUGGAAAUGCAGAUUUCUAAAUAAUGCUCAGAAUCUUAUCUCAAUUACACUGUUUUGAUUGUAGAGAUGGUUUCCGAUUGGAUUUUAACAUCAAACCAACAGCUUUUAAUGUCACUGUUAUCUCUGAGGUCACUAGAUUUCAGUGAUGGCUUCACUCUAAAUGACAACGUUGCACUGUUUCUCUUAAAGGUCUAUUGUUAAGUUUACUAAUUGUUUAUUCAGAUUCAAAUGAUAGUGGGACACCGUGAUAUUUGAGUUCCAUAGCAAAAGGAUGGAGGGAUCUAUGCCCAAUGCACACAAUAUUAAAAUCAGUACAAACAAAAACACUGCUAUGUUAAAAGAAGGGAAUGCAAUCACAGUCCACUGUACUUCUGAAACAUCUAUUGGCUGAAAUGAGAUGACAUGCAGGGAUUUUCCUGCACUGAAGUGCUUUAUUCCCAAUCUGUUUUUGAUUAUGUAAAAUUGGCAGUUUCUGGUGCUCUUUCUCUGACCGCUUCCUUGGAUGACAGUGUUCAGUCUCCUCUUCUUAAAAAGUAACUUUGUAUAAAUCGUGUGAACAGAUAUAAACACAUUUCUUUCAGCAGAAUAUUUUUCUAGCAUCUCUGAAUCAUUUGACCUGAUGGUGUAUGUUUUUAAUGGAAAAGAUGUGGAGAAAUUGCAAUAAGAAUAGCAAUGUACUUUUAUUGACAAUAAAUGUUCUUUAGCACAAAUCCGACAUCA